Molecule: messenger RNA, 2738 nt
Organism: Magnolia sinica
Lineage: Eukaryota; Viridiplantae; Streptophyta; Magnoliopsida; Magnoliales; Magnoliaceae
Product: heterogeneous nuclear ribonucleoprotein Q-like
Exons: 13
Coding region: 193-2379 (728 amino acids)
Cellular component (GO): nucleus
Molecular function (GO): mRNA binding
Source: RefSeq, a predicted model, not a curated record
CCCGGCCCGAGUUUGAACAGCUCAAAAGCCCGCGGCUCAGCCCGCCCAUUGACAAGCCCUAGCUUUAUCACCCUCCCUCUUUCUAUUCACCUUGUUUUACUUCAGUUCCAUCUUUCAAUCGUAUCAGGUCUCCAAACGCUUCUCUUUCCAUCAUCAGGCACUUUCAGGUUUGCAAAUUACCCUACACUUAGUAUGAAGACUAAAAACUCAGAAACUACAAAACCAACCCCUACAAAGAAGACACCACCAUCAAAGAAAGAAUCCGUUAAGAAAACUCCCAAAACGAAAUCCGAAUCCACGCCGAAGGCUUCUGCUCCUGCAACUACUGUAACUCCUCCAUCCAAGAAUACUGCGAAGAAAUCAACACCGGAAACCGCUCAGAAGUCCAAAGCGGAAGAAACUGCGAGUGCUUUAAAAGAAGCUACUCCGGCGGCUGAAAACAAAUCCACGGAGAAGAAAACAGUCAGGAAAACCAAAUCUCCCUCCGCGGUGAAAACCGCAGGUGAAGAUGUCUCUUCUUUGAAGAAAGAAGCUCUGACGGUAGAAGAACCUGGCGCAACAAAGGAGGAAGAAAAUGCUGCAAAGGAGGAAGAAAAUGAUGGACUGGUGGCCGUUGAAGUUAUGAAAGAGCCUGAAAAUAAUGCGGAGCAGGUUGAAGAAGAUCCUGCAGAGGAACCCGAAAGCGGGAUUGGUGAUGAGAUAGUGGAGUAUGGAGAGCGGGAGAGAUUUGAAGAGCCUGGCGAUGAAGAGUUCAUGGAAGAUGAUGUGUCAGAGCCGGAUAGAGAAGAAGAAGAAGUCAGGGCGAUGGACGAGGAGCAGAUGCAGAUGUCGGAUGCCAUCAAGGAACGAAAGCAGAACAAAGAGCUGGAGAUAUUUGUAGGAGGUUUGGAUCGAGAUGCCAAUGAGGAUGACGUGAAGAAGGCCUUUGAGAAGGUCGGAGAAAUUGUCGAAGUCCGGCUGCUUAGGAAUCCCCUGACGAAUAAGAACAAGGGGUUUGCGUUCGUGAAGUUUGCUACUAAGGAGCAGGCGGACCGUGCUCUAUCAGAAUUAAAAUCACCUGUUAUACGUGGGAAGCAGUGUGGCACCGCUCCGAGUGAGGACAAUGAUACGCUGUUCUUGGGCAACAUUUGCAAUACAUGGACAAAAGAGGCUAUCAGACAAAAGCUGAAGGAGUACGGAGUUGAUGAUGUUGAAAAUAUUACUUUAGUGGGUGAUGCUAAAAAUGAAGGGUUAAGCCGUGGUUUCGCGUUUCUCGAAUUUGCUUGCCAUGCAGAUGCAAUGGUUGCGUACAAGCGGCUCCAGAAGCCUGAUGUUAUUUUUGGCCAUCCUGAGAGGACUGCAAAAGUGGCCUUUGCGGAGCCAUUACGUGAUCCCGACCCAGAGAUUAUGGCCCAGGUUAAAUCAGUGUUCGUGGAUGGCCUGCCGCCGUAUUGGGAUGAAGAUCGCGUGAAGGAGCAGUUUAAGGAUUAUGGGGAGAUUGAGCGUGUUGUGUUGGCCCGGAACAUGGCGACUGCCAAGCGCAAGGAUUUUGGGUUUGUUGACUUCACAACCCACAAAGCUGCUAUUGCUUGCAUUGAAGGGGUAAAUAGCACAGAGCUGGAUGAUGGAAAGACAAAGACAAGAGCAAAGGCUCGACUUGCAAAUCCUUUGCCCAAAACUCAGGCAGUUAAGGGUGGAAUGCGAGGUGGGUUUCGGAUUGGGCGCUCUGGUGGUGGUUACUCUAGGUUUGGGAGAGGAUUUGGUCGGGGUGGGCAUCCUUCUAACAGGGGGAGCUUUCAACGUGGCAGGGGUCCUCCACAUCCACGUGGCCGUGGUCGAACUGGAAGGCUUUCUUUUCCAGAUGGCGAUGAUCUGGAAAGCUCACAGCCCAAGUUUCGCGGAAAACGUCCUUUUGGUGGGCGAGGAGGAAGAAGGGGUUCUUUUGGGAGGAGCUUUGGGGAGUCUAGUGAUGAAAUUGUACGACGGGGUGCUACUUCAAGGUUUGAUCUGGAUAGGCCCAUGCAUGGUGCAUUCGGCAGAGGCCGUGGGAAGCCUUUCCAGUUUAGGAAUCAUCCUUUUUCUCCAGAAGAAGAUUUUGGCAGACCAUUUGGUAGGGGACACUUUGAAGAUGACUCUUAUUUGCAUGAUGGCAGUGGGCAUGGUGUAAAGCGACCAUUUUCUAUGAUGGACCAUGAAUCUGGUUACUAUGAGCCUGCGAGCAGAUUACGCCCUCGCUAUGAUUAUCCUGAUCCACUAGCUCGUGAAACACAUUACGGAGAUACUUUGGGAACUGGUGGUGGUCUUUAUUCGCAUGAUUACUAUGGUUCAGAUUAUGGUGGCAGUUCAUUUUCGUCUUUUUAUGGGAGUCAACGCUCAAUGGGGCGUGGGUACUACUAUUAGACCAAGCUUUCGGUAACAUCAAAUACUUCACCUUGUCUUGCAGAUGCGGGCAUGGUAUUGCAGAAUUAUUGGCUCACCAUUUGAGAAGGCAAACAUAAUUGGCUCUAAUCGCGGUCCUUGCGGUUUGGUUAACAAAUGAAUUUCUGCUGGCUGCUUAUGCUGAAUUAUUUUGUGUCUGGUCUAGGUUUUAUCUUAUAUAGGAACUUUCCAGAUAGGCAUAUGCUUGUUGUAGAGGCUAAGCCAAUAAAGAUUUUGAAGAGGUUUCACUGGAUAACCAUUGCAUGGUAGACUUCUCAAGUAUUUGUUUGUCCAUGGAAUUAAUCAAAUGGGGACAUCCAAAUAGGGAAUGUUAAAAUCAA